CAAGUCACAUUUAAACCAGGGUGUAUUUUUUGUUUUUCAUAUGUAAGCCCAUUUAAAUCCUUGAAUUCACUCACUCAUUUAAAUGCACACACACUCCCAUUCCAACACAGAGAUAAAAAGAUAACUAAAGGACAACAGAGAGAAUAACAAGUUGUUCUCAAAUAUAUUUUUUAAUGUUUAUCUACACAUAUAUGUAAACCUAUAUACAUAAAAUAAAUAUUGUAUGAUGGGGAAAAAAAUAAAAAGCAGAGCAGAAUCCUGUAAUCAAUAAAAAGUCCCAGCAAGAGACGAUAAACAAGAUGAUAAAAGUGGAAAAAAGGAACACAUUAGUAAGUGUUAUAUUAACAGAUUGACAUUUUUCUAAUCAUAUUUGUGUACAAGCAGAUUGUGAUAACUUGCCAGGUUACAUCUCAUAAUCCGGAUUAUUGACUGGAAGCAUACAAGUGGGUGAGUUAACACUUUGUUUAUAUUUUCCCUGUUAAAAUCCUGAGGAAAAAAAACAUUGCAACACUCAUUGCAAACGUAAGGAUGCUCAUUAUAAAGCGUUAACAAUUUCUUUAGAGGAACCAUAGAAAUGUGACAAGCUGAUCCAAAAGCAUCCCCAGCACUCUGGACAAAGACUGUCCUCUGCUAGUGUGGAUGAAUCGCAAGCUUUGUCUGCUGUAACAGUCUAAGUUUGUGCUUCUCAGUUGGGUAAUGCUGUUGGGUCACAAUCACACAGAUCAAUCCUGCAGGCUUGAAGCAAUAGUUGAAAAAUCAGACGAAAACCUACAGAUUUAACAGGUUGGCUGUGCCAAUUUGAUAAUGCAAUUAGGUGUGUAUACGAAAGAGAUACAGACUUUUUAAUGAGGUUUUAAGAUGUUUAAAAAUAUACUCAAGAAUUGCUUCUAUAGAGUAGAUGCUUGUUUAAUAAGUUGGUAUUUUUACAGGAAAAAAAUAUAUUUAUUUAAAGCUGCACAUAUUUUAGAACAUCCUCUGUCUGUUUUUAAGGAAGGCUUAAACUUCAAUAAAAGGAAGAAAUAUUAUGAAAGAUUUCACCUACUGCAUGUUUAAGUAGAUCAACAGUUUUUCAUUACAACAAGGUCAUUCAUUUCUUGUUUGUGAGACAGCAACAUGGACACAGACGACAGAUGGACCUGUGAACAGAACAGAUUGUAUAAACAUGGAGAAAGACAGGAUGACAGACAGACAAACACACAGGUACAAUUAAAGACGGCACACUGUAAAACAGAAAUGAAAGUAGGAAGACAAGCUGCCGUGCUGAGAGAUGGCUGAACUGCAGCCAGAGAUCCCAGCAGAGCGAAUGAGAGUGAAAGUCUGGACGCCAAAGAACAAGAAGGAGGAGGCCAUGUCAUGAGAGAGUGGGUGAGCGAGAGACUGAAAGACUGAAACACAGUUCAGGCAGUUGGAUGAGGAAGUAGUGAUGGUGAGUACAUGGGUGUGGUGGCUUAGCAGUUAGCCCAUCAGCCUUUCAGAAGUGACAUACAGAGGAAAAAGCACUGGAUAAUGAGGCCCUGGAUGAAUCUCUGGACUCGGGCACCUCACAGGAUGGAUACUAAGAUGUAUUUGACUUCCUUGACCUUCUUCCUGCUUGUCAUGUCAAAAGUGUCAAGGGCUCAGACUCCCACAACCGUGGAUCAAAUGCAGUCUGUGAGCAACAUGGCAAACUCAACAAUGCCCGCUGCUCCGACUCCCACUGGAAGAAGAACGGAAAGCAGAGUCACCAGAGGUGCUGACUCCCCCCCGGAAAGUCUCCCUGCUGAACAAACCACAAGCAAACCCAUUAGCACCAGCAACCCUGUCUAUGUCAAUAACACCACAUCAGAAAUUAAGAAUUCAACAGCUCCCAAUAAGGGAACAACAAAACCACAAACAAAGCGCACCCCCCCUCCAGGAUCUACACGGACAUCCUCCCCAUCCAGUACUACUAGAUCCACCAUAGUUGCCUGGGAUGAAGCUUGGGGCAAAGAUUUCACCUAUGAUUAUGAGUCCCUGCGUUAUGCUGGACUGACCAUUGCAGCAGUACUUUUCAUUGUGGGCAUCAUGGUUGUUGGCUGUGGCAAGGUCUGUCGGCUGCAUAGCUGUCGCAAGAAGUCAUCUAAAACAUAUCGAGUGGUCCAAGGAUAAGAAGAGAGAGAUCAUGCAGACAUUGAUAAAAGUACAGAGCUGCAAGAAACCAACCAGGUGUUCAUCAAGGGAAAAACAAUCAACUACAACCUGGCAGCAUGUGUGUGAAUCUGGACUGACUGACUGUAUGCUGCUUGGUAACAGUGUCAUAUACUGUAGAAAAACACUGAAUAAACAUAGAAAACGUGAA
Perca flavescens (yellow perch) is the source of this 2317-nucleotide messenger RNA. RefSeq names its product FXYD domain containing ion transport regulator 5 (gene fxyd5). Bases 1507 to 2127 code for a protein of 206 amino acids. Gene Ontology annotation, molecular function: sodium channel regulator activity. The record is from RefSeq and is a predicted model, not a curated record. The transcript is spliced from 10 exons. NCBI's taxonomy places the organism in Eukaryota, Metazoa, Chordata, Actinopteri, Perciformes, Percidae. Gene Ontology annotation, cellular component: membrane. Gene Ontology annotation, biological process: regulation of sodium ion transmembrane transporter activity.